AGGUCUGCUUUAAAACUACUAUGCAAAUCUUUGUAAAAAGACCAGAAGCAGUGUGUUGAAGUUAGCUGUUACCUUCUGUGUGGACUGAUGUUCUAGCAUAUGUGUGUGCUUUGGUCUGCAGACUGAACCAUGCCAGCUUUGUCAACUGGAUCUGGAGGUGACACAGGUUUGUAUGAGCUGCUGGCUUCAUUGCCAGCCCAGCUGCAGCCACAUGUGGACAGCCAGGAAGACCUGACCUUCCUUUGGGAUAUGUUUGGUGAAAAAAGCCUUCAUUCACUGGUAAAGAUUCAUGAGAAAUUACACUACUAUGAAAAACAGAGCCCUGUCCCCAUGUUGCAUGGUGCAUCAGCCCUGGCUGACGAUCUGACUGAGGAGCUGCAGAGCAAACCACUAAACAGUGAGAUCAGAGAAUUGCUGAAACUGCUGUCAAAACCCAAUCUGAAGGCUUUGCUUUCUGUGCAUGACACUGUUGCUCAGAAAAGCUAUGAUCCAGUAUUGCCUCCCAUGCCUGAUGACAUUGAUGAAGAAGAAGACUCUGUUAAAAUAAUCCGGCUUGUCAAAAACAGAGAACCACUGGGGGCUACUAUUAAAAGAGACGAGCAUACUGGAGCAGUUGUUGUGGCUCGGAUAAUGCAUGGAGGAGCUGCAGAUAGAAGCGGACUCAUUCAUGUUGGUGAUGUGCUUAAAGAAGUCAAUGGAAUUCCUGUGGGUGAUAAGAAACCAGAAGAAAUCAUACAAAUUCUGGCUCAGUCUAAAGGAGCCAUUACAUUUAAGAUUGUACCUAGUAUCAAAGAAGAUACCCCAUCUAAAGAAGGCAAGAUUUUUAUGAAAGCUCUGUUUGAUUAUGAACCCAGUGAGGAUAAAGCAAUUCCCUGUAAAGAAGCUGGACUUCCAUUCAGAAAAGGUGAUAUUCUUCAGAUCAUGAGCCAGGAUGAUGCAACCUGGUGGCAAGCCAAGCUUGAAGGUGAUUCCAGUCCCAGAGCAGGCCUAAUUCCUUCAAAACAUUUCCAGGAAAGGAGACUUGCAUUAAGACGAUCCGAUGUUCAGGUUCAGCCACUGAAAAUUUCAAAUCGAAAAUCAUCUGGUUUUAGGAGAAGCUUUCGCCUGAGCAGAAAAGACCGAAAAACAAACAAGACUAUGUAUGAAUGUAAGAAGAGUGAUCAAUAUGAUACAGCAGAUGUCCCAACCUAUGAGGAAGUAGCAAAAUAUAGACGGCAGCCUAAUGAGAAAUACAGACUUGUUGUCUUGGUUGGUCCUGUGGGUGUAGGACUGAAUGAACUUAAACGGAAAUUGUUGAUCAGUGAUACUCAGCAUUAUGGUGUAACCGUGCCACAUACCACAAGAGCACGAAGAAGCCAAGAAAGUGACGGCGUUGAGUACACUUUUAUUUCCAAGCACUUGUUUGAGACAGACGUGCAGAAUAACAAAUUUAUUGAAUAUGGGGAAUAUAAGAACAAUUACUAUGGUACCAGCAUAGAUUCAGUUCGAUCUGUUCUGGCUAAAAAUAAAGUCUGUUUGUUGGAUGUUCAACCUCAUACAGUGAAGCAUUUAAGGACAUCAGAAUUUAAACCAUAUGUCAUAUUUAUAAAACCUCCAUCAAUUGAGCGUUUGCGAGAAACCAGAAAAAAUGCCAAGAUAAUUUCAAGCAAAGAUGAAAAAGGUGCUGCCAAACCCUUCUCAGAAGAAGAUUUUCAAGAAAUGAUUAAAUCAGCACAAAUAAUGGAAAUCCAGUACGGUCAUCUUUUUGACAAAGUUAUAGUAAAUGAUGAUCUAACUACAGCAUACAAUGAGCUGAAAACAACCUUUGACAAAUUGGAAAGAGACACCUUCUGGGUUCCAGUCAGUUGGGUGCAUUCUUAACACUAUAAACAAAUUAAAAAUCUUCAUGGAACUUUAUAAGGGUGUUUAGGUAGACCUAAAAUGCCAUUCUGUUGGUGGGAAGCUUUUCUUGCUUUGGCGCAUUGAUGAUUAUACAGACUUUGUGCAGUGGAAUGUUGCUCUUUUCUGCGUGUGAGCCUUCCUGUUUGGAAAUAGGGAGACAGGAGACAGAAGGCAACAAUGAAGCCUUAUUUUACUUAAUUCAAAUAACCACUUUUUUAAAAAAAAGACAAAAAAACCCAGCCCUAAUUAUUGUGAUACCAGAUUUUAAAAAUAGUCUGUGCCUCCAGCGUGAGACUUCCAUGAAGUCACAAUGAUCAGAAGGUGUGAGAUCCAUAUUUAAGUGGUCUCAAACAUUGCUGGUUACAGAGCAACGAUGCGUGCUAAUGCUCGAAGAAUGUAAAACUGGAGAAGACAAAAGGGGCUAAAAUUUCUUUGUUUAGUGUAUGUGUUGAAAUUGGAUUAUGAUAAACAUGGCUGUGUGUGUGUGUGUAAACUGUUUUCCAUGUUCAACCUUACUCUGGUAUAGCAUUGCCAGGUCCCUCCUGGCAACUGAUGGGGAAUUGGGGAGAGAGAUUUACCAGGAGCAGAAGGGAGGUCCAGCUGGCAUUGCAGUGACAUGUCUACAUCACUUCCAACAUGACCUGGAAGUGACAUCAUCAGGCAGUGACAUUGGGGUGAGUAUUUAGGCAAAAACUCUGUAGUAAAUUUGGCUUCUCCAUAGAGUUUUUGCCCUGAUGUCACCAACAUGAUGUCACUUCUGGGUCACAUCAGCAGUGACAUAGACAUAUUGCUGCAACGUCAGCUGGUCCUUGCUCUUUUUCCGGGUAAGUCUCCUUCGCCAGCCAUUUCUUAGGAGGUGGGGCCUGGCAACUGGGGACCUCCACCUUGAUGGAGGGGUCUGGCAACCUUACUCUGGUGUCUUUAUCAAGAGUGCAAAUUUAACAUACUUUGUAACUACGUUUUAAUGUGGUCUUUGAAGCUACAGUCUCCUACUAUUGUAGCUGUGCUUUGAAGGGUGUAUAUGCUGGAAUGCUUGCAUGCUUGGAGGUAACUUGAAUAUUUUAAGUGACCAUUAAGUGAACAAUAAGCAAUAAAAAUGAUUUGCAUUUAAAUUUUUAAAGUUAAACCUGUGGUAUUCAAAGCAAUGGAAAGCUUUAAAACUAAACAUCAAGAUCUCGGGUUGGUUAGAGUAGCUUUUAUGUAACUCAAGUGUUGGGGUGGAGACUUUGUAGCAGAGGCAGCAGCAUGUGGAAUUUGUUUAUAUCACUGCUUUAUUGUUUUAAAAAUUUAUAAAAUAGCCUUUGUGUGAUUCCACAAGCUGUUUUUUUUAAUGUGAAAACUUGUUAAUUAAAAUGUGGGUAUCAUUCCCAUUUUCCUUUGGCCUUGAACAGUAGAAAUCUAAGCUGUUUUCUCUGGAAUGAAGAAGAUGGUGGCUUCCCCCCCCCCCUUGUGUUCCUAUUGAGCAAAAGUAUAUUAAUAGAUGUGGAUGCAUGUUGUAUGUAAGUGAAUCUGUCUUACCAAUGGUGUGUGACGGUGACGCAUCACAACUUUGGCAUGCAAACAGGAAGCCCAGUUAUUUUAUGUUAACAUGUACAAGGUUUAGCUGACUUAUUUAAAGGCAAAAGAAUUUAGUGAGACUCUAUAUAUUUAUGAAAAGAGGUGAGAAGGGAUAUUAAUUUUUUUGAAUUUGUUGUCAGUGUGAUCAUUUAUUACACAGACCACUAGGUGUCUGUGAUUUGAAACAUUGGCUUUAUAAACUUAACAUUCCAUAUAAAUAUUUUACUUCAGAUGCAGGUAAACUGCCAGGUCUUUGCAAAUGUAGUCUAAAUAGAUGGUUGGAUUUUUUUUUUUGUUCAUUGCAUUUCUGUCUUUAAAUUGUGUAAUACAAGGGAAGUGCCAACAACCAAAUGUAGCCUUUUGGAAACAUUUAUGCUAGUUUGACGCAUCCUGGCACUGAGCAUUUACAAUAUAAUCUUGAGUGUACCUCAGGUCUUAAGUGUUUUGAAUGAAUUAAAUGUGACUGUAUUUCAGCUGCACCAAUUAGUUGUGUGAAAAUACUGAGCUGUAAUUUUUUCCCUACUAGAGUGUAGUAAUUUUUCCAAGUAUUUCACUGAAUAAUAAUUCAAUUUGGUUCUUUAAUUAGGUACUGUGUAUAUUUAACUUCCAGUGCACACAGUGAGAACCAGUGCCAGGAUUGCCUGUUAACUCUCAAGGUCUGAUUUUUGGUGUACAGAAGAGUACAGUUAAAAAUGACCCAGUGUAUAGGCUAUAGCAAUGAACCUUUCCGGACCUGGGACUCGCCUUCAACUCUCAGGUAGCCGCCUGGGGCGCAGUGAGCACAAGCACAGGAUACCAGAGUAAUGUGACAGGAAGUGGAGGAGCCAAAGCUGCGACCUCAUUGAUAUUAAGACCAGGACUAUGGAUAGCUGACCAAGGAAGCUGAGAAAGAGGAAACUUGGGCUGAGCACCACUGGAUAUAUCGCAGUGCAGAACAAACCAAGGCUUAGAGCCAUGGAGGAGUUCUCUCCACUAAUUAGUGUUGCCUCAUCAUCCUUCUGCUGCUAUCGUAGUGCAUACAAGGAGAAUUGAAACAUGGUGCACUUGAGUGCUAAACUUGUGUACUAUAAGUAAGUCCUUCAAAAAGAAGCAAAAAAACACAGCUGUAUAAGGACUCAUGACCCAGCAGGUGAGCCUGUGAUCCACCUGAGGUUUGAAGAUGGGGCUAUAGUAUGUAACUCCUUCCGUGUUUGUUUGAAAACAAACAUACCUUUGGAUUGUACAUAUCAUAAAUUGCAACAGCCUUGACAACUCUCUGUAAGAGAAACUGACACUUUUAUCAGUGACUGAUACCUGAACUAUAGCAUUAAGUACUGUGUUCUUACUUGCAAUAAUCUAAAUCAUUAAUCAAUGUAAGAUUGCCACUGCCUUUGGGACUGAGAGUACUUGGAAGCCCGUGAUAGCUUUGGCAUAAUUUCCCAAGCUUCAGGUGAAUUUUUGACAUAUUUUUUAAAAAAAAUCAAAAUGAGUUACCUCUGAUGUGCACACAGCUUUGUACAAAUAGGAGCUGUCCAUUCUCUUCAGUGUUGUGGAAUGCUCCAUGGGUAUACUGGAACUGUGUUGAGCUUUGGAUUUAUGUAUGUAGGAUUGGUAAAACUUAAAAAACAGAAACCUGACAUCUUUUCCUGGCUAAAGGUGAAACUUAAAUUUUGAAUUCCUCUACAUUGUACUGCAUGUUCUUGGGAAUUUUGUUUUUAUGUCUGUGUGAAGAUAUCCUUAUUGUAUUUUUUGCUGUUUUGUCACUGUAAAAAUGUUGGACUUUUAUAUUUUUCUGAAUUCACAGCAAUACUUGAAGUUGUCUUCACUUACAUGUAAACUGUAUCUAAAAUACAGCUUUAUCAUAAUAAAUUAUUAUCAUAAUAUA
Molecule: messenger RNA, 5302 nt
Organism: Heteronotia binoei (common prickly gecko)
Lineage: Eukaryota; Metazoa; Chordata; Lepidosauria; Squamata; Gekkonidae
Gene: MPP7
Product: MAGUK p55 scaffold protein 7
Exons: 16
Coding region: 130-1860 (576 amino acids)
Biological process (GO): protein localization to adherens junction
Cellular component (GO): plasma membrane; cell-cell junction
Molecular function (GO): protein binding
Source: RefSeq, a predicted model, not a curated record